CCCGCAGUCGAAAUUCAUGUUCCUUGCACCAUGGACCGACGAGACAUUUCAAGAAGACGGCCAAUGCUUCAGUUAGAUCAACCAAUAUCAUCAAUAAGAGCUAAAAACAAAGCUACCGAUGAAGCUAAAAAACGCCAAGAAUCGAAGAACGUGCUGCAGGAGCUCCUCGGAGACUAUAGUGAAAGCGAUGAUGAAGGAGAUGAAGAAGAGGCACAGAUCGGCAAAACCUGCGAGGUGAAUCCAUCAAAGGAGCAAUCGCAACCCGAUUCUUUCAACUCUUCAAAUAAUAAAUCGGAAAUUCAGGAACAAAUAUCAGAUUCUCACUUGCCAACAACUUCUCUGGUUAAUUCUGAACAUUCGACCGAGAUGGAUCAGUCUGAGGAGAGCAUCGAAGCAGCAUUAAAAAACUUUUUGUCCGAAAUAAAUGCUUUACCUAUUACUUCUAUCGAUAAAAAUUCUACUUUGGAAAAAACCAGUGAAAAAUCCUUUAAAAAUAUCGUACCAACGGAAAAGAAUCAAGUUGUUUCGCAAUUCACGUAUCCAGAAGGCGAUUGGCAACGACAUUUUCAUCAAGAAGAAAAACGGUACUAUUAUUACAAUAGUAGAACCGGUGAAACAUGUUGGGACCUUGACACACAAACUAAUGUUUCAGGAGCUUCAUUAAUGUCGCGUUCGGAUGAAAAAACAAAUAAUUUGGAUUCGUCAUCUAAAGAAGACUCCAAUCGAGAAGUUGAUACUCAAUUAAAUCAAAUGAUUUAUAGUAAUACUACUGAUGACACCAACAAUACUACAUCCAUGCGCCCUCCUUCAUCUGACUCACCAUUGCAUAUUCGCUCAAGAGAUGCCUACAACCGUUUGUCUAUCAUUACUCCUAUGGCAACACACUUGAGGCUUGAAAGGCAUCAAAUUGAAUUCGCCACCAGACUACAUGAUUGGCAAAUUGGUGCGUUGAAUUCAUAUUAUUUUGAAAAGGUUAUUUUAGAAGGAUUGGAGAUGCUAAUACGAAGUAUUGAAGAGCAGAUAUCACCUACUGGUUGGUUAUGCAAAUGGAAAUCUGAUUCAAAAACAUACACUUGGAUGCACAUUCAGUCGAAUCAAGUUUCUCUCACAUAUCCAAGUCCUGAUUUGAUUACAAAUCUUAACACUCAUUCUUUGUCUGUAAAUAAGCAAGAAUGUUCUACAUCAGCAUCAGAUUCUUCACCCAUAGCUACUCUAAUACAAUCAUCGCACCAUAAUACUACUGCUUUGCAACCUACAAGCAUUCCAAAAACGUCAAAUAAUUCAUUUUCACAAUCGUUAUUUCAAUCACAAAUUACUCCACCGCUUCCACCUUUACCACCUCCACCCCCAUUACCCCAA
Messenger RNA from Racocetra persica, 1359 nucleotides. NCBI's taxonomy places the organism in Eukaryota, Fungi, Glomeromycota, Glomeromycetes, Diversisporales, Gigasporaceae. The record is from the annotation of a GenBank genome assembly.